Messenger RNA from Numida meleagris (helmeted guineafowl), 4862 nucleotides. It is a transcript of the gene PNPLA4, whose product is annotated as patatin like phospholipase domain containing 4. Gene Ontology annotation, molecular function: retinyl-palmitate esterase activity; triacylglycerol lipase activity. The record is from RefSeq and is a predicted model, not a curated record. NCBI's taxonomy places the organism in Eukaryota, Metazoa, Chordata, Aves, Galliformes, Numididae. Gene Ontology annotation, biological process: lipid homeostasis; triglyceride catabolic process. Gene Ontology annotation, cellular component: membrane; cytoplasm; lipid droplet. Bases 3357 to 4226 code for a protein of 289 amino acids. The transcript is spliced from 7 exons.
AGGUUUCCACGAUAAAUGAAAACCAGUCAGUAAUAGAUACUGCACUUGCUAUUAGUGAAGAAGGAACUAAAAGAGCUUCUGGAAAUAGUCCCAGUGGAGAAUAUGAUGGAAGACAACACACACUAGAAGGGAAUUAUAUGCAACUUUUAUACCUUGCAAAGACUCAUACAGUUUUCCUAAGAAUCUUAAUGUUUAUUUGGGUAACGUAUCAAUUUUUUAAAUUAUUAUUGUUAUGUUUCUUUUUCUCCAACUCAUCAAACUUUUACAGUGCUUAUUCAUUGUGACUGGAUAUAUGCAAAACUUAGCUUUACCGUUCUCCUGCCAGCUGUUGUAACUCUUAAUUAGAGUGCAGUCUGUUAAAUGGGCUAUCAUUUUCUAUGCACCUAUUUUUGGCUGAGAAAACAAUUUAUUGAGUAUUUACUGAAGGCUGUUAAUGGUAUGUGGUGCUAGUGAGCAAUUUUUUUUUUCUUUGAUGUACAUGAAGAAGUAUUAAACACAUGGGUGGUGAUUUUUUAUUUGGCUAAAUUUAAGAUUAUCAUGUCCUUUAGUAGUUACAAAUAUGACCUUUCUUUUAGCAGUGCUGCUUAGCUGAAAAGUUCUUUCCAUACCUUUGCUUGCAUUCUCACUCCUAAUUACAAAUUUUCAAAUGUCCUGAUAUGCGUCAUACCUUCUAACUCAUUUGUACUCCUGUGCUUCAGGGUGCUUAGUCAUUCUUAUUCUAUGUCUAUUUAAUUUUUGUUUCUAAAGGCUUUCUAGUCAGUUGCUUUGGGCAUUUACAGCUUUUGUUUAGAAACAGACUGACGAAGAGGUAGUUAUGACUAGUUAAGGCACUGAGAUCAUAAAAUGUUUAUGUAAUUACAUUGCUCAGGAAACAAAAGUAUGAAAAAUUGUUUCAUGCUUAUGACAACUAGGGAAAACAGUGCUCACUAAAAGCUGAGUUGUAACAUAACAUAGUUCUCCAGUACAAGCGUGUCUCCUUAUAUAUAUCCUGGUUGAGAUACAAAUGGUUGAGAUGCAACUGACGAUAGAUAUGACUCCCUUCCAAAUAUGUUUCUCAUCACCAAUUAAUUCUUUUUGCAGAUGUGAGAAUCCUUUUAAAAAAAAAUCAUAUGGUUAUUUUUAUUCCUGAAUGCUUUUGCGUUAUCUGUGAAGUUGGGAGAUCGAGCAGCACCAUUGUCCUAGCUUCUUGUAUUUAUCUGGUCUUACUUUGUUUUUUUUUCUUGUAGGUAACAGAACUAUGCCCAUCCCUUUAGCCAGUUAAAAUACCUUGAAAUUUGUCAGUUGUGUAAGUUGAAAAUGUUUUUGGAAAGCGAAAGCAAGUACAUUUGCCUUGUCUUGUUAAGUCAUAUUUCUACAGUGUAUACACUGUCCAGAGCUAUGCUGAGAUGUAUUUGUGCAUCUUGUAAGGUGCAUUUAAUGUUAUUCUUAAGACCAUACCCAUAUGAUAUUUUUGUAGUUAAUAGGUAAUAUCUCUAAGAGUAAGAAUUCCAUUAAGCCCUCAAAGAAUAUUUAUUCUGAAGUCUUGCAUGUCAUACCAUUUCUAAGACAACAAGAUUUCUGCUGUUUACUCAGUCAGGUGAAAAAAUGGUCUUUGUCCGGAUGUGACAGUGUUCCCAUUUGUGGUGCUCUGUUAGAAACUGGCAGGGAAUAGUAAUAUUCUACACUCGAUCACAUUUCUCCUUAUGUCUCUUGAGAAUUGUUAUAACCCUACUGUUCUUUUUGAUCAAAAAGCAGUGAUUCACUGGAUCACGAAAGGAAAAGAAUUUCUGAAUCAUACUGUCUCUGAAAUGCAUUCUAACCAUUCUAACUUGCAAAUCAAGUGCUGCCAUGAAAAAUUUGUAAGAAUCAAAACAAAUGAAACAGUUUAUAUUCUUACAAAAGUGGGUAUGUUGGUUUCCUUCCUCUGUUUUUACAGGACAUUCAUCUAAUGCUGUCUCAUCUUUUCCUCUUAUAGAAUACUUUACAAGGUGAAACAGCAUAGCCUAACUACAUCUGUCAGAUGGUCUCAGAUAGUCUCUUAUAGAACCAUGAUUUUUAUUCAUCUGUGUCAUGUUAGUAGAACAACUGCUUUGUUACAGGUUUCUUGUUGCAGUUUGAUUUGUUUCUAUGUAUGUAUACGUUUGUAGUGUGUGUUUGUUUGUUUCAUGGCGUUCAUGCUCACUAAUGGAUAUGAAAGUGUUCCCUAUGUGAAGGGGGAUAAAGCAUGGUUAAUAAGUUGAUAAACUGCCUUAUGGUAGCGUGGUUUAGCAGAAUGACUUCUCUUCUAAAACAGAAAAUGGUACGCCCUAAUGCUAUGAGAUCUCUCCUUUUGUAACAGAAAUAGCAGUCCUUCGAUUUAAGCAAAGAGACUCAUUCAUGGUCUGAAUUUAAACAUAGUGUAUGUAAAGAAGUAGAGUUUAGCAUGUCUCCUUAUCUCACGGUUUAGAAAGCUGCUGCUUUCCCACUCCUUUCAUUGCUGUGCUGAAGAGGCAACUUAAAUCAAAAUGUGUUGCUGUAUAUCUGCCAAGAUUCAUCAGAAUUGACACUGUAUUGUCUCUUAAGUGGUUUCCAAAAGAAAAAUUUCAUCAGCUACGUCACUACAGACCAGAACAAUCAGGUAUACUCUUGAGUGUACUGAUGUAUUCAGUCCCAUUCUUAUUGAUUUGUACCCAGAUACUCUUAGUAGUGAAUUAAAAUAUAAAAUUACUGUAUCUGGGCAAUGUCUGUACAUCUGUGCAGUACAAUGUAGAAUAUCUUGCUCUCAUAAUUUGUGGUCAUUUGCAGAAGCAGAAGAGCUAAUAAAAUAUAUAGCUUCAUAUAUAUAUGUAAUAAACCACCUCUAACAAUCCAAAUUCUAUGCUUCCUUUUUUUUCUGUGCAUAAUACCUUCAUAUUGUGUUCAUGUGUUUAUGAGCAAACUUUAUUUUGCCUCGGUGUUUUUAUAUUUUUUAGUAGUAACAGCGUUGUUGUGUCUUUUUCCUUUCUAAAUAAGAAAUGACUUUAUAUAGGAGUUUAUCUGUUGCUGAAUACUAGUACUAGUAAGUAAAUGAGUUCCAGAGAUGAAAGACAAAAAAUAUUUCACUAGAGAAUUUUAUUAGUUUCAAGGCUUCAUGUGUAACAGAAGUAUGAUGAUACUUAGUGUUCCAGCAUCACCUUUAAGUCACUACUUUAUUUGAUGAAAUAGAUGAAAAUGUGUUGUUAUGUUAUAUAUAGAUACAUACUUCUAUGUCCUGAUUGAAAAAGGAAUUUGUGCUAAGGAGCAUUGUAGAGUGAUUGUUCUCAAUUUUGGAGAUGCUAAACUCAAGCAGCUAAUUAUAUGAUAUACUGGUUAACCAAAAAGUGCUUACUACUCUAAAAUAAACAGCUUUUUUAACAUAAAUGUUAUAUAUAUGUUAUGUAUUAUUUGCCAAAAGCAUAGUUGUGUGUUGUAAGAUAAAAGGAACUGGUCCUCUUCCUGACUGCAAAACUUUUAUUUCCACAGCAAAAAUGAAGCAUGUCAAUCUGUCAUUUGCAUCUUGUGGGUUUCUGGGUAUUUACCACUUGGGGGCAGCAGCUGCUCUUUACAGGCAUGGUAAGAAGUUACUGAAAGUUGUGAAAGAUUUUGCGGGAGCUUCUGCGGGAUCCCUGGCUGCCACUGUCUUAUUAGCAGUACCUGAAAAUAUAGAGAAAUGUCAGCAGUUUACCUAUGAAUUUGCAGAGGAAGUUAGAAAAUUGGACUUCGGUGCAGCAACUCCUGGUUAUGAUUUUAUGAAAAGACUUAGGGAAGGCAUAGAAUCUAUUCUUCCUUCUAAUGCUCAUGAGAUAGCUGAGAAUCGACUCUAUGUGUCUGUUACUAAUGUGAGAAAUGGGAAAAAUUACUUGUUUUCAAGUUUUGACUCCAGGGAGGACCUCAUUAAGGUCCUGCUAGCAAGUAGUUUUGUACCAGUAUAUGCUGGAAUGAAGCCAGUCGAAUAUAAAGGAGAGAAGUGGGUUGAUGGUGGCAUUACCAAUGGCCUUCCUAUCUUGCCUUUUGGACGAACAAUUACGAUUUCUCCUUUCAGUGGUCGAUUAGAUAUCUGUCCACAAGAUAAAGGACGUGUGGAUCUGUAUGUUAAAUUUGCAAAACAAGAUAUAAUGUUGUCUUUGGCCAACCUAGUAAGACUUAAUCAAGCUAUGUUCCCACCAAACCAGGAGAAAAUGGAAUCACUGUACCAAAAUGGAUUUGAUGAUGCUGUACAUUUUUUGCUAAAAGAAAAUUGGUUUGAAUAGGCAAAACAUAAAAAAUAAAACCUGAUGGCUUUCAAAACACAGCUAUAGGCAUUCUGCCUCAAAUCUAAGAGAUUGUUAUCACAAUUUCUGUUUAUUGAAAUAAAAAUCCCAUCGUCAUCUGCCAAGAACGUAGAGACUCCAUUCAGAAGACCUGAUAAACUUGUCGGAUUGAGAACUGUGCUUGCCUAGUGGUUGGCUUGUUUGAGAAGAUUCAAUUUUAGAUCCAUUGUGCUUCAGAAAUGGACUUUAUGUUGGCAAUUGUAAAAGCUUGUGUUACCAUGAUUGUAGAAAUUUUGAAAGUCUUUUCCAGUAUUAUUUCAGAGACUAAUCAUUGCUGUACCAUGAAAAAUUUUAGUCUGUAUUCCUCACUUAACAUAGUAGUUGUGCAUACUCAUUGAGUGUUUGCAGUAUUGAUAGUUUAAUUUCCUUCUUAAAGUGUUUUAAAGGAUCUGAACUCUUAGCACUAGCCACAAGAAAUAAGACAUUUGCACUUUCACCUCUGAUACGUUUAUUUUUUUAAAACAUUAUAAGUUCUUGUGGUUCUCAGUGAAUGCACUUCCUAAAUUAGAAAUACUAUUUGAAACUUUUUUAACAGAAUUGUGGUGUUUUGUUCAUUAAAAUAUCUUAUAAAGAAGA